AUGGACCAAAUUAUAUCAGAUGCUAGUGAUUUUCACGAUACCCAGAUACCUAAUAUUUCUCAACUGGAUGCCCUCCUGAGGUGCCAUAUUUGCAAGGAUUUUCUCAAAGUGCCUGUUCUUACGCCUUGUGGUCAUACUUUUUGUUCCAUUUGCAUUCGUGAAUACAUUAAUAGACAGUCAAAAUGUCCCCUUUGUUUAAAUGAGCUCAGGGAAUCUAUGUUGCGCAGUGAAUUUCUGGUGAAUGAAAUAGUUCAGAGCUUUCAGUCAGUACGUACGAAACUUUUGGAGGUCGUAAAAAUGCCUACAAUUUCUGGAUCAGAGGAUAAAUCUCUCAUUGAGUUGGGUUCUGAUCUGGAGAGUGAAUCAGGUGAAAAUAUUCAAAGUAGCAAGGAACUCGAAAGCGAAGAAGGUGAUGAUGAUAUACAAAUUGUGGGAACAAAUCAAACGAAAUCUACAUUGAGACAUAAUCUGAGAAAGACAGUAUCAGGCCCCAGAAUCAAUAAAUCAAUUUCCAGCAUAGAGUCUAUGUUUACCAAGAGACAGACAAACGUGCGCAUGGCACAAUGUCCCAUAUGUGAAGAUUUUUAUCCCAUUAAAACACUCGAACGAGUUCAUCUAGAUGAAUGUCUUACCUUACAGUCUCUAGGUAAAAAGCCCGUAAAGCGCAAAGCCAGUUCGACUGACACUGGAUUAGCAUCUAAAAUGACCAAAGCACCAUCAACAUCACAAAAGAGAAUGAAAUCAUUGACCCCGCCAAAAGAUGAUAAUAUAUCUCACUUAGAGAGAUAUGUGACUUCUGUUGUAGACACUGAACAUCAAAGACUACCUAAACUCGAUUUUACUGCCAUGUCGUUAUCUCAAAUAAAACAGAAGCUGUCCGCGUUGAAACUAUCAACUGUCGGCAGCAAACAAGAUAUGAUUGCUCGCUAUAAUCAUUUCGAACUUCUUUGGAAUAGCAAUUUUGUAGAUUCAAUGGAUCCUGUGAGUGAAAGUGAAUUAAGAAGACAGCUCACGAGCUGGGAAGCCUCCAACAAUAGCAAUAACGUUAAUACAAACAAUAAUAUUGGUAGAUUGAUGAUGCAAACUAAAAAGGCCGACACAAAAACAGUAGAAUAUAAUAAAUUGCUCAAGAAUUUCAAAAAUGAUAAGUUCAGUAGAACUGAAUGGGCUACUCUUUUCAACAAAGAGUUCAAACAAUUGAUAAAACAGGCAAGGAGAAAUCUUGAGAAGGACAGACAAAAAUUGAAUGAUGAAAAUGACCAUGAACAUGGAAUAGAAGGCCUUACAGAACCAUCAAUAGAAAAUAGUAGUCUUUUCAAUAAGAAUGAAACCUCAUAG
Molecule: messenger RNA, 1338 nt
Organism: Kazachstania africana CBS 2517
Lineage: Eukaryota; Fungi; Ascomycota; Saccharomycetes; Saccharomycetales; Saccharomycetaceae
Gene: RAD18
Product: E3 ubiquitin-protein ligase RAD18
Exons: 1
Coding region: 1-1338 (445 amino acids)
Biological process (GO): protein monoubiquitination; DNA damage tolerance
Cellular component (GO): Rad6-Rad18 complex; nucleus
Molecular function (GO): single-stranded DNA binding; ubiquitin protein ligase activity
Source: RefSeq, a predicted model, not a curated record